GUGGUGCUCUGGGUCUCCAGCUCUGCCCGGCAGCUGAAAUCUCCAGCUCGCUGAACAUCUGCGAGACAAAUUUCCCAUGUUCUCCUGUAUCUGAACGCUGCCUGACUGCACCGGGAACAUGGGCACGGGGGAUUAUCUCUGCAUUGCUAUGAGCGGAGGGGCGCCUUGGGGCUUUAGACUGCAAGGUGGCAAGGAGCAAAAGCAGCCUUUGCAGAUCGCCAAGGUUCGCAGCAAAAGCAAAGCAGCCAAGGCCGGGCUGUGUGAGGGGGAUGAGGUGGUGUCCAUCAACGGCAAGCCCUGUGGAGACCUGACCUAUGCUGAGGUCAUCGUUCUCAUGGAAAGCCUGACUGACGUCCUGCAGAUGCUUAUCAAGAGAUCCUCCAGUGGAAUAAAUGAAACCUUGAGUGCUGAAAGAGCAAAUGGAAAGCCUGAGAACGUGAAAAAUGAGGACUACAGGGAGAACGCCACACUGCAAAUGAACACAGCGACAGAGAUACCCCAUGGAGAUUUAUGCAUCACAGAGAUAUACAGUGGCACUCACCAGGGAGCAGCAGAAAGCAACGUAAACUUUUCUGAGACAAAACAAGAGACCACACAAAGCCCCAGAAUUACUCCUAAAGUGAUAGGUGCCUCCAAAGUGCUCGUGGCAGACGAGGCUGCUCUCAGAGGGAAGACAGAAGAAAGAAGGCCAGGUACUGUGGUUGAGCUGCAGCUGUCCCUCUCCAAUGACACACACAAGGGCAGCAGUGCUCCUGCUGUGACUCUCCUGGGGGCAGAGAAAAGCCCCCCUUCAGCAAGAGGAGCCAGUGGACAACAGGACGGGAGCAGCCCCCUCAUCGCAAUCCCCCUGGGUGGGAAAGAGGGGCACGUCCAGUGGUCAAACAAAGUAGUCCAGUUUUCCAGCAGUAAAGAGGUCAAGAGGAUCCAAGGUGCAGUUCCAUCUAUCCCCAGGGUGGAGGUGAUCCUAGACUGUUCAGACAGGGAGCAGGAAGCGCCCAGGUCUCUGUCUGACAGGGGGUGUGUUGAUUCUCAAGCAGAAGGAGGGCAGUCAGAAGCACCUCCUUCCCUCCUCUCCUUUGCAAUCUCACCAGAAGGCACAGAGCAGGGAGAAGACAACAAGCCCUCGGAAAAGGAACACAGACCUCUCAAGCACAGGGCAAGGCACGCAAGGCUCCGACGAAGUGAGAGCCUGUCGGAGAAGCAGGUCAAGGAAGCCAAAUCUAAAUGUAAAAGCAUUGCACUGCUGCUGACAGCAGCUCCCAACCCCAAUUCCAAGGGGGUGUUGAUGUUCAAGAAGCGCCGCCAAAGGGCGAGGAAAUACACUUUAGUGAGCUACGGCACGGGGGAGUUAGAACGGGACGAGGACGAGGGCGAGGAGGGCGAAGGUGAAGAGGGGGACAAAGAAAACACCUUCGAAGUGAGUUUGCUUGCCACCAGCGAGUCAGAAAUAGAUGAGGAUUUCUUCUCUGACAUUGACAAGGACGGUAAGAUCGUGACCUUUGACUGGGACAGUGGUCUACUGGAGGUUGAGAAGAAGACAAAGAGCGGAGAGGAGAUGCAGACGCUCGCAGACAGCACCGGGAAAGGGGCCCUCAUGUUUGCCAAGAGACGGCAGAGGAUGGAUCAGAUUACAGCGGAGCAAGAGGAGAUGAAGGCCAGCACAGUGCAGACAGAGGAACACAGGGAAAUCACGGUGACAGAGAACUUCCAGAAAGUAAGCUCUUCAGUCUAUCAAUCAAAGGAGGAGGAAACAUCGAGACAGCAGACCUGCGUGAGCAAAAGCUACACAGACGUGAGCCAGAACCACAGCAAAACGGUGCAACAAAACGGCUUUGGCUUAGCACCAGGCACAAGCCUCCCUUUUCAGCCCUCUGGAGCCCCCAGAGCACCAUCUUUGAAUAUAACAGCUAAACCCUUCCCUUCUGGGGUUCAAAACCGAGCAGCUGCACCGUUUUCACCUGUCAGAAAUGUCACUAGUCCUCUUUCAGAUGCAGCAGCACCGCCUCCCUACUGCUCUGUCAGCCCACCAGCCGAGGCUUUCUACAGACCUGUCUCAGCUCCUGUGGCCAGCAAGGCUGCCCCAAGCCUGUGGGCACCCCCGGAGCCCACGGAACACAUAGCAUCCAGGGAUGAGAGGAUUGCCGUGCCAGCCAAAAGAACUGGCAUACUGCAAGAGGCCAAGAGAAGAAGCACUUCAAAACCCAUGUUCAACUUCAAAGAUGCACCCAAAGUAAGUCCUAAUCCCGCCCUGUUGUCCCUCGUACACAACUCAGAGGGCAAAAAGGGUGCUGGAGCUGGUUUUGAGUCAGGACCUGAAGAAGACUACCUCAGUUUGGGAGCAGAAGCUUGCAACUUCAUGCAGACUCAAGCAUCUAAACAAAAGGCCCCUCCUCCCGUUGCUCCAAAACCUUCACUCAAGGUCUCUCCUUCCGCCGGUGCUCCAGUUUCACCGGUUUGGUCACCUUCAGCCGCGGCUCCUAACAAGGCUCCCUCUUUCCCAGCACCAGCCUCACCUCAGGCAGCAUAUCCUGCACCACCGAAAUCUCCCCAGUAUCCUCAUUCUCCCACCCAUCCCCCAAGCACUCUCAACUUAGCCGGUCCUUUCAAAGGGCCCCAGGCGAGCCUGGCAAGUCCCAGCUAUGCCCCAAAGCCAACGCCAGUCACGCCAAGCGCUGGGGAAACGAAGCCACCCUUUGAGAUGCCACCGGCCAUGAGCGGCAAAGGAGCACAGCUGUUUGCCAGGAGGCACUCCCGGAUGGAGAAGUACGUGGUGGAUUCAGAGACUGUGCAGGCAAACAUGGCACGAGCCUCAUCUCCGACUCCGUCUUUGCCAGCUUCCUGGAAAUACUCAUCCAACGUCCGAGCACCUCCACCUGUUGCCUACAAUCCCAUCCACUGCCCAUCUUACCCUCCUGCUGCUUCCAAGGCUUCCUCUAAGUCUGCUGCUGCCACCAAAAACACGAAAAGAAAACCUAAGAAAGGUCUCAAUGCUUUGGAUAUUAUGAAACAUCAACCUUAUCAACUCGAUCCAUCUUUAUUUACUUUCCAACCUCCUAAGGAAAGCCUUGCCAUGAAGCAGACAUCGAAGCUGUCCCCUUCCAAGCAAGCUCUACCUUUGCCUACCUUCCUCCCACCCGGUGCUGGCUCUCCCACCAGGGCCCGGCCAUCUUCAGUGUACUCCGUGCCAGCCUACGGCUCCCAACCUCCGUUCCAGUCCAAUGCCUCUCUCCCAGUAAAUGAAUCAUAUUCACCUACAGGCUACUCUGCAUUUUCUAAGCCAGAAACCACCACCCCCUCUUUGUUUACUGCUCCGAGGCCAAAAUUUUCAGCCAAGAAAGCUGGAGUCACUGCACAGGGAAGAAGCAGCGGCCGCUCGUUAUCACUUCCUGGGAGACCUUCUUCAUUCAUCCCUCGAGCCAUGUCUCCUACUUCUCCUCUUAUAUUCCAGCCUGCCCCUGAUUACUUCAGCAAGCCAGACACAGCAGCUGACAAGCCUGGCAAAAGACUGACUCCCUGGGAAGCAGCAGCACGAUCUCCCCUCGGCCUGGUGGAUGAAGCUUUCGGCCCCCAAAACAUGCAGGAAUCCAUUGCUGCUAACGUGGUAUCGGCUGCCCGCAGGAAAACGCUUCCUGAGCCACCAGAGGAAUGGAAACAAAAGGUUUCUUACGAGCCUCCAGCCCCAGGUGGUAGCGCAGCCUUGCUGGGGGGGAAGCAGUCGGGUGUCGUGCCACCCCAAAAAAGCUCCCUGUCUGCCCUCGGUGCUCCCUCCCAGGCUGGCUCCCAGCUGCAGUAUCCUUACUGCAGCCAGCGCUCCCGAACAGAUCCCGACAUAAUGUCCGUGGAUUCCAGGUCUGACUAUUGCCUGUCAACAGCUGAUUCAAACUACAACCCACAGCCAAGGGGAUGGAGACGUCCAACAUGAGCAGCUGAAGGGCCUGCUGCGUUUUGCCUUCUUCCAGCUCUACAAGCCUUAAGAUCUGAGUUGGAGAAGGAAGGUUUCUUGCUGGCCUGACGAUCUCUGAACUAAAGAAGUGAGGAGGUAGAAUUGAAAGGAGCACAGUUUUCACGUGACUGCAGGGCCUGAAGCCUCUAGAAUAGACUCAGUUUUACACCUAGGAUUGUUCUGUUUGUCAAAAGGGCAAAAAUACACAUUUCUUGGGGUGAAGGGGAGGGGAUGAAAGUGGGGCAAUCCAUGUGCUCGAUGCGAAAAUCUAGAAAGGAUGUAGAAAGUGACAGUACAAGUGACAGUACAAGUUGAGUUAAUGUGAAGAAAAAAAAUGUAAAAUAAGGGCAUUUUAAAGGCAAAAAGUAUUUUACAGGAUCUUGUAGGUUUUCUGGGUAUGGUUGACAUGAGUUCCAAGGUACUAAAUAUAGCCAGCUUUGAAGAAGUUCCAAUGGAAGUGGAAUACUUCGGAGCACUGCCUUAUUUGCCAUAUGUUUUCUUUACUGUGUUUUUAUAAUGAGCUAAGAAAGUAGAUCAGUGGAUAUUUUUACUGUGGCAACAGCUAAAAUACAUCUGUGGUCAUGGUAUCUGAAUCAGCCACAGCAUGCAGAUACAGGAAAUCUUACACAGUCACCCAUUUCAGAUGGAUUCCAGGACAGUUUCGAUGCAGUUUUACAUAUUGCAAUUAAUCACAGGCUCUGAAAGCACCAGGAAGGAAGGAAGGGGUUGUGAGUAGAGGUCAGUACCAUGAUACUUGAACAACAAAAUAGCUGAGGAAUGUAUUUAAACUGGACUGCAAGUUAAUUUUGUAAUAAAUUAUCCAACAGGUGAGAGGCUGAACAGCCUUUAUUUCUCUGUGAAAUGCACCAAUUGCUGAGCAUUUACUGCUGCAGUGCCUGCUCACGGGACUGGCUGGGCAGUUCCUUGUAGGAACUGAGUAGCUCAGUGUUUAGAAAGCUUUUGAGUUGUAUUUGAAAGACAGAGAUUGGUUGUUCAUCAAGGGCAAUACCUGCUCUCUGUAGAAAAUGGUACGUGAGAGAGGGUUUCUGACAGGUGUUACGUGGUAUGAGUCUGGUACCAAUAGCAAAUAUUUGGAUGGUUGGUUAUACUUAAAUGAUCUCGAUGGGCCUGAAGAGAUGGUGAAUAAUUUAUGCUGGUGAUAAAUACCUUGCAUUUACAGCUCAUUUAAACAAUAGAAAUACUUGGCUAAAAAUAUAUGUAUUCAAGCUUAUUUGGGUAGUUUAGAUGUUGUUAAAGCAUUAAAUGGACACCCCAAGUUUUGCGAAGUGCUCUCAGUCCUCCUUGUUUGUGGGGAAUUCUUCAAGGAUCUGUCAAGCACAGUCAACUACAAUUACUGCAGAAGCACAGUUAACUAUCCUUAGUUUAAGUAAGGUUGUCAACUGUGAGUGAAGUGAUUAGAUCAGAAAGAACUAAAACAUACAUGCAGUAAGAAAAAGCAUAUUACAAAACAUUCCCAUCUGCAAAGAUUUUUCCCUUUUAGCAAUUAUAAAACAUAAUUGGUAGGAAGGAAAAAGGCAAAUUGAAUCCAAGUUCAGUGGAGUUGGAAUUUCCCAUAAAAGCAAAUAAUUACAUGAAAAAUAUACCCCUAAUGAGUUUCAAUUGGCAGUAUUUCUCUAGUCAAACAGAAGUCUCCCUGAAAUCAACUGAUCCUUCUGGCCAAGCAGGAAAUGUAGACACGAGAGUUGUAUCCUUUAGACCAUGAUUACAUUGCUGGAGCACCUCACAGAUGUCACAAAAUACAGAUUUGGGGAAAAAAAAAAAGAUAAUUUAGAAAAAUUACAUGAACAGAGCUGAAAUGAGCUUUGUACCUCAGGGUCAUACAUGCAGAAAAUCAGAGUAAAUUUGCCUGCCACACAGGCAAAACUAAAUGUUUCUCUGCAGAGUCCCUUUUAUCACAACUGGGAAUAUUCCUACUAAAACCAGUGGGACUGUGAAAGACCCAUUAGCCUCGAGGGCUUAUCUUUGGCUUAUCUCCCUAGAAGAACAUGUUAAGUUUUCACUUAAUGGCAGUGAAAUUAUGAUUCAAAUUUCAAUUCAGUGAAAUUCAUAAUUGCAGGUCUUGGCUAAUCCAUAACUACAUGUGUGUUUCCCAGCAGGCCUACAUUCUGGGAAGUCUGUACUGCUGACAGAUUUUGCUGAACUGUGGUCCCUAUUACCACAAAAAAAUGGUUCCCUGCAUCCAGGUUUCUGUUCUGAACCGUUUCCUUUACAUCAUUAAACAGGAAACCAGAUUAUGAGUAUGCAGAAAGGCAUAUUAUUACCAUUAUCACCGUUAUUUUAAUUCUCAGAAUCAGAUACCUGACUUUUAAAUUCACAUUGAAACUAGUGCUGUGAAUUCUAAUUUCUACCAGAAGGAAACUUGUGCUUUACUUGUGUUUUAAGGUACAUGCAAUUAAAACUUGAUGAAAGUAUUUUAAAACUUCGAUGUUGCAAGAAAAAGUUAUGAUAUGAGCUGAUAUUAAAAAGGCUUUAAUGCUGUGACCACACGGCAAUAUGGGAAAACAUACUCUAGGAUGAUGCCUUAAUUCUGCACCCAAAAUAUGCAACAAACAUAAGCAAAGAGUGUCAGACAGAAUCACUGCCUUUCUGUCAAUCUCCCAAGAAAAACAAAGUGCAGACUUAUCAUUUUCUUCUAUUCACAAGAAGGAACUUAUCACUGAGUAAUUCUGUGAAUGGGAGAAUUCCUGACAUUGAGUUCCAUGUCCCUCUCGUAGCUAAAUCAUAGAUUAACUCCAGUGUUUAACAUGAUCUACUACAGAUUUUUUUUUCCCCUCCUGCUGAGGAUUUGCCAGCUCCCUUUCCCAUGUGGAUUCUCUCCUAUCUAACAGGGAGUGAGUUCACACUGCAGCAUUUCCCUCAAUAGCAACACUGGUAAGUGGAUCUGGCCUCCACCCAGCUGUCUAUUUUUACAAAGUCUCUGGGCGAUGGAUUGUCUUGGAGAUCUAUUCCUCUGCCCCACAGAAAUGAAAUUAAUAAACAUUUCUGGAUUUCUUAGAGGGAGGACAGACAUACAGACAGGCAUGCAGACAGGUCACACAGCAUUGUUUAGAAGGAAAUCAGGCUAAAUCCAGACUGGGACCAUGGACUGAUUUCAAAGGAAGCAGCAGGCCCGGACCAGUAAAUGAAAUAUUAAUGCAUCAGAGUUUUAUGAAGGGUCCCACAGCAUUUUUCACUUUCUGUUCUUCACCCCAUUUCUUCACUAGCCAAGCGUCUUUCUAUCAAAUAGUUGUGACUGUUGUGCCUGAGUUCUGAAUAUGUUAAUGCAAGCAUUUCUUACAUUUGUUUUUGAAUGCACAGACCUGCUCAGUAAACGUGAGGAAAAAGUUCUCUUGAUGCUGGCUUUGUGUUCACCCUCAGAGGUGUCCCUGUUAAUAACAUGCAGAGCAUUUGAAAACACAAUAUAACUGAAAAUUUAGUUUCUUUAGUUAUGUUAGGUGAUGAUGUUCACAACUCUUGUUCAUACUUUGUUUUCAUUUUGGUUUGCUUUAACACCAAAUAUCUACUCACGUUGCAUUUCUGCCUAGUAGCAAAGACUGUGUUAUCUUUAUAAAAGACUUUUCACUUCUAAAGACUUUUGCUCACUGCAAAGGACACUUUACUUGAGCCUGCAUGCCAGAGAUGUAAAUUGUAUCAUAUAAUAAAGUGAUUUGACCAAUCAGAUGAGAAACACAAUUUUGUUCUCCCUAAAUUCUUGUCUGUUUGUUUAAAUAAUCUGAACCCAAGUAAAGCCUAAUCUCUUUUUUUCUGCACCAUUUUUAGACUCACUGACUUUGCCUGUCAGUGACCUCGUGCUGGUAUGAGCCUCUAGAAGCUUAAAUCAGCAUCAGGUCAAAAGGCAACUUAUCAAAUUCAGUGGAAUUUCAUUUCCACACUGACUAAGCAGAGAAAGGAAACACAGUGAAGCACAAUCCACCCAGGUUAAGUAAUACCCUAAAAACUGCAACUAAUAUCUAUUUACUAUUGUUACUUCUCUACCUUACAUGCACCUAAACCUCUGUUUAGUUCCUGUGGGUUUGUCCAUUGCUAUAUUCUCUUACUGUUUAUUCUC
This is a messenger RNA of Myiozetetes cayanensis, 8012 nucleotides long. RefSeq names its product synaptopodin 2 (gene SYNPO2). Gene Ontology annotation, biological process: positive regulation of actin filament bundle assembly. Gene Ontology annotation, molecular function: actin binding. The record is from RefSeq and is a predicted model, not a curated record. Gene Ontology annotation, cellular component: stress fiber; nucleus; Z disc. The coding region runs from base 119 to 3922 and encodes 1267 amino acids. The transcript has 5 exons. Lineage: Eukaryota; Metazoa; Chordata; Aves; Passeriformes; Tyrannidae.